Oncorhynchus tshawytscha (Chinook salmon) is the source of this 5238-nucleotide messenger RNA. Its product is annotated as protein Dok-7. Gene Ontology annotation, molecular function: protein kinase binding. The record is from RefSeq and is a predicted model, not a curated record. NCBI's taxonomy places the organism in Eukaryota, Metazoa, Chordata, Actinopteri, Salmoniformes, Salmonidae. Bases 41 to 2101 code for a protein of 686 amino acids. The transcript has 12 exons. Gene Ontology annotation, biological process: positive regulation of protein tyrosine kinase activity; neuromuscular junction development.
AGCGACACCGCAGCUGUUUGGUUUGGAACCAUGACUGAAGAUGACGGAUUCAGUUGUCGUGGAGGGAUAUGUCAAAUUCAGAGAUGGGAAAAAGUGGAAGGAUAGGUGGGUCGCACUCCGCAAGCCAUCGCCCGUAGCAGACUGCUUGGUACUUCUGGUCUACAAAGACAAGUCGGAUAAAGCCCAGGGCCACCGGGAGAGGGUCAGUGUCACCUUGGAGGACAUCUGUGGUCUGGAGAUAGGUCUCUCCUAUGAGGGGGUGAGCUACACGCUGGUCAUCAUCUGCCUGGGCCAGGUUGUCAUGCUGGGCUUCGACAGAAAGGAGGCUCUGCUGGCCUGGGACAUCCGCAUCCGCUACAGUCUGGGGGAAGUCCACAGGUUUAGCGUUGGUAUCUUACCAGGCACCAUGUUGGAGAGCGGGCCUGCGACCCUUCACUUGUGUAACAACCUGUUGGUCCUGGUCAGGGACAUUCUCCCCGUUAUCAUCGGACAGUGGAACCUUCCAGACCUGCGCAGAUAUGGGCCUGUACCAAACGGCUUCGUCUUUGAGGGGGGGACGCGAUGCGGCUACUGGGCUGGCGUCUUCUUCCUAUCAUCCGUGGAGGGUGAGCAGAUCAGCUUUCUGUUCGACUGCAUCGUCAGAGGCAUCUCCCCCAGCAGAUGCCCUUUUGGACUUCGGCCAGUCCUGCCAGACACCAACGCUGUCGCUAACCAGGCCUACUCUGAUAAGAGGGUGAACCAUGAGGCCCAGGAGUUGGAGAAACGACUCAACAUGCUGUCUCACCAGAGCGUCACAGCUUCCUCCACAUAUGGUCUGUCUGUGGCGGGAGACAUCUGCAGCAUAUCAGGCUCCUCUCACACCUCCGACACCAGCCAAUCAGACUCCAUCGUCGGCAGCCGGCUGGCCAUUUGGACUGAGCCUGUCACAACAAGCUCUACCCGCACAGAGACCAUCAUUGGCCAGUUACAGGCCAAGGAAAAACCGUCCACCAGCCUGGUGGGUGGAGCCCGUGUAGUAGCCAAGACCCCUCGGUCCCGGCAGCUGCAGGAGAUUGGUCGCCAGAGCUCGUCCGACAGCGGCAUCGCCACAGGAAGCCACUCCUCGUACUCUGGGAGUUUCUCCUCCUACGUGGGUAGCCUGGACUAUGGCUCCCUGCUUAGCCUGCCCCCUCACCUGUCUCUAGACCUGGCCCCCUGUACCUGUCCCAAUGCACCAGGACAUGAGUACCAGGUACCCACCUCACUGAGGUACAUCUAUGACACCCCCCGAACUCUACUGCAGGGGGGAACAGGAGGGGCCAGGGGGCAGGAUAUCUCCACAACACCUAUGGACCAGGUGGCCAGUUCACCCCCAUUAUGUGAGUCAUCACAGGGGGGGAAAGAUGCUCCUCUCGGGGGUCUCUCGGACAAUGUUGCCAGGCGCUCCACCACAGAGCUCCUGCAGAGCCACUCUGAGGAGAGCAAAAGAAGGGUGGCGCCCCCUAGUGACAGUCAACACCCAGAGUCCUGUCAGGUCUGCAGUAGUUCCCAACCCACUGCCUCCAAAACCCUCCUCACUAUCUGCCCCACCUGUGGAGGAUUCAAGGGGAACCCGCUCUCCUACACAGUGGGCUCGGCAGUGCCAGCCAUACCAGACAAGAAGCUGAAAAGUAAGGAGGAGAGGAGCAAAGUUGAGUAUGAUACCAUGGAUAGCUGGGCGUUGGAGAAGAGUUCAGAGCCAGAGGAGAAAAGCAAGUAUGAGCUGGUGGGCAGUUGUGGACAACAACGGUUCCUUCCUGAGACUGAAGGGGCCAAGUUUGUGUUUCCGCCAGACAUGGUGGCUCCAGAAAGACCCCGCGGUGAUGGUGUGACAUACGUCAAUAUUCCAAUCAGCCCCAUGUCUAAGAAACAGCUGAACUACAUGGAGCUGGAGCAUCAGGAGCAUGCUGGGGUCAGGGGGACUGGCCAACACCUUCAAGGACAGAGGAAAAGUUCCUCUAAAUAUGCCCUGAUUGACAUCACUGCUACGGAUGCCGCCCACAAAACGGGUACCCAGCAUGCCUUGGGGAGAGAGGAGGGUCUUCACACCCUGGAGCAGAGGAGGAGGGUAGUACCACAGUGACAUCCCAACUCCAAUCUUGACCUCCACAGGGCAUAUGACUGGCCUAGACUAGGCUGUUGUAUAGAAUUCACCAGAAACAUGGAUUUCCUGGGAAGCCUCAAGUUGCCGUGAUGUCAAACUCCUCUGAGAUCUGCCAGAUUUGAUAUCUUUAACACCGAUUGUUGACAGCUUCCAUUGAAUUUUGUCCCAAUUACUGGGCUCUUCCGGGGAAGGCUAACCCCAAGAAUCACGCCUUCUGCCCUCAGUGUGAAUUAUACCAACAGUAGGCCUACAGCACUGACGCUCCACAAUCAUCACAAAAGCAACAUGAAAUCAGACUCUAAGGGGAAAAAAUGAAGUUGCUGCUUGGAUGGAAGGGAACAUUUCAAUCAAGGCUCUCUUUAGCUGUGUUCACAUUGGCAGUUUAAAGUGACUCAAAUCCUAUUUAUUUGCAUUUCUGAUUUGCAUCUGCUCUUUUUCCUGCAGACUGACCAGUUCAAAAGCACAUGUAAUCGGACAUUUCAACCUACAUUUCAAACCACAUUCUUAGGUGGUUUGAAGAGAUACAAAUCUGAUUCCUGGCCAUGUAAAUUGUGGCUAAAUGGUCAAAUCUGAAUUAUGUGCCCUCAAGGGGUUUUUAGACUGUUAUUCGGCAUAUCUUGUUGCUUGCUAGCUGCUCUGUUGGCAGUUUGACGUGAACAUGCGGUAGCUAACUAGCUUGUUAAUUGUUUACCAACAAAAGAGUGAAUGUGCUAGAAAGCUAAACAGCUACCUAGCUAACUAGCCAAAAUAGAUUGGAUCAUUUUAAAAGUGUUCUUACACUAUGAUUUUGAACAUUCAAAGCAACUGGGAAAUGUCCAUGACAGGCAUUGUUGCCACCUUAUCUUGCUACCUAAAUUCUGAGGGAUCGGAUGCACAAGCACCACCACCAAUCAGCCUACAACACCGCACACACAUCUGUCAUUACUACUAGCAUAGCUUUGUCAGCAAAUGGUGUCAGAACACACUAAUCCGAUUUUGUCACUUGUAACUUGCUGUUUGGACAUUCAGUAGUCCAGAACGGAUUUGAAAAACACAACUGAUUUGAGCAAUAAGGCCUGCAGUGUGAACAAGGCUUUUGUAUAUUCAGAAAUCUCAUUAGAAGGCAUUAUGUCACUGUCACAGCCCGGGCAGACUUGGGUGGAGUGGGGGGCUGAAAGUGCCAGUCUUAGGGGGAGUCAUUACCCAGACGAGCAGUGGGUUUUUCACAGUCUUACCAGUGCCACCCCUAAUCUGAUACAAUACGAUUAGAAUCUCAUUUGGGGAAGAUGAGGGAGAUGAUGAAGAAAAAAAUGAAGAGCGUCCCCUUCCAUAACUCCUAUCUGAUUAUCAUUGUAUUAAUUCUACAGCGGUUAGUUGUACGAAAGACUUGAUUGAGGCCUUUUGAUAGAGGCUAGUUCAGCACAGGGCCGGGAAGAUAAUGGAUAAUCAGUCUCUAUUUGUCCUGUACAUUACAUGCAGUCUUACUCAUUCAGAAUGCUCACCACGCUUUUUAGAAACUUUGUGAAGCUAAUGCAACAAAGUGGGCAUAGAAGCUGCGGCGGUCUUUGUAUACCGAUGAGAACAACACAAUUAAAUCCUCAUUAAUGGCUUCUGAUGACUCAGCCCAGGCUUGUUAUUGUUCUGUGUUGUCUAAAUGAACUUUGGUUGGCUUGAGUGCGGCUAAUUGCCCACUGUUGACCACAUAUGUAGAGUUCAUUUCUAGGUGCUCUCCAUUUGUUUUUCAGCUUUCACGGUUCACGUGGCUUUGCUGAGGGACAGACAGAGCUUUAGCAACACACACCCUAUAAAUAAUUCAGAACAUGUCGAAAGAAAAUUCAUAGGAUUUUUUUUUAGCUUUGCAGAAAUGAAAAAUGUAAAACAAUAUCCCGGAAAUGUUUUUCAGAAGAGCCUUUGGCCCCCAUUAUGCACACAUACAUUUUUGAAAUAGAUAAUUUAAGACAGGAGUUCCUUUGUAUAUUUUACCUUAGAGGAAUAUAAAUUGCUUCUUGUCCGUAUUCCCUACUGUUUGUUGAAAGUUUCACCGAUAGGAAAAGAUUCUACCAUAGUAGUUACUACAUCAUUCUGUAGGAAACUGUAGUAUACUGUAGAAUACUAUAUUGCACACUGUAGUAUCCUUCGAUUGUGUAGUGCUUCCAAUAUAAUUGUAAACACAAGUAUACAACAAAAUUAUAUAGUAACUAUACUACACACUGUAGUAUCCCAUGCUCAUUUGUAGUACUUACUAUAUAAUUUAGCAGUAUACUGGAGAAUACAAUGCCACAUCCUGUAGCAUCCCUCGAUCAUGUGUAGUACAUACUAUAGAAUUUUGUAAUAUACUGUAGAAUUCUAUACUCCAAAAUUAUCCGCAAAAAAACACUUAAGUAAAUACAACAGUAAUGUACGCCUAAACACUACAGUGUCCUCAAAAACACUACAGUUUUUAAACAAUAGUCAUACUCCUAUAUUUAAUUUGCAUAUACUCCACCCAUUCCCAUCCCCCAUAUCCUAAUUUGUGCCACCCAUGAGUGAGAAACCUACAUGCCAAGUAUACACUGGCAUUUUUUAAAUCUAAAUGCUGGUGGGAGGGGAAAACUCCCCCAAAAAUGUUUGUUUGCAUGCCAGCAAAAUUGAAAAAAACAAUACAAUAAGGUGCCCACAAACUGUUAGUGCCUACAUAAAGUUGUCCAAACAGCAGAGCUUUCUUUACAGCACCAUGGAGUGAAUCCUUUGCUUAAACAAAUGUUGUUUCUACUGACAUUUGAGAUGUACAAACCAUGGCAUAAGGGGACGAUGAGUGGAUAGGAGGCGAUCCGUAAUUUCGAUUAGGACAUUAAUGAGCGAGUCAGGAUGGAUGUAGUCAAUAAAACAAUUUACUCAGCACUUUUGAAAUGUACAGCAACAUAAUUCAGAACAUAGGCGGUUUUUACCAUAUUCAGCCUGUACACCAAGUCAGAACCAUAGGAUAGAUAAAUGGGGCAUAUAAGCAGAUAAUGAACGCUCUUACAAUAUUCGAUGAUGGCAUUUCUCUUAAACAGGCUAUUGGCUACAUGUGCACCACCAACAGCUAACAGCUUACUACACAACAUACACUUAGUAAUGAUUUCUUGGCUACAGUAUACAUAUCUCCCUGGCAUAUU